Doryrhamphus excisus (bluestripe pipefish) is the source of this 5269-nucleotide messenger RNA. It is a transcript of the gene ermp1, whose product is annotated as endoplasmic reticulum metallopeptidase 1. NCBI's taxonomy places the organism in Eukaryota, Metazoa, Chordata, Actinopteri, Syngnathiformes, Syngnathidae. The record is from RefSeq and is a predicted model, not a curated record. Gene Ontology annotation, biological process: proteolysis. Gene Ontology annotation, molecular function: metalloexopeptidase activity.
CCCACCACGAAGUUUGUUCCUCCUCUCUUUCCGUCGCCCGUCCAGGAAGGGGAAAAGAAAGCAGCGACGCCUGAGAGCGACGCUUGCAAGCUGAUGUGUCGCUGGCUGUAAAAUGGAGAGCGACACCACUGUCCGGAGAAUAAAACCAUCAUCACUGGGGACACAUAAUAGCUAUGCAGGGGCGGGCCACCGGCACGGUUGGGACAACGGCUGGAGCGGCGGCGAGCCGAAGAGGAAGCCCGACGUGAGCUUGUACCUGCUGAGAGAGGGUCUGGCAACUUCCCUGGUGUGCUUGUUUAUUUUGCUGCUGUGGGGACUCGUUCAUUUGUCGCUCCAGCAGCUCGUCAUUGGGAAGCCGAGCGCAGAGUUCAACGCCGAGAGAGCCAGAUGGCACCUGGAGCGCAUCACCAGUGUCGGACCUCGGCCGGUGGGCAGCCACGAGAACGAGGUCCUCACCGUGGUCUACCUGCUAGAGCAGAUCGAGAAGAUCCGCCAAGAGACGGCACAGGGCCCCCAUCAGCUCACCGUGGACGUGCAGCGGCCCACGGGCUCCUUCUCCAUCGACUUCCUGGGCGGCUUCACCAGCUUUUACGACCGCGUCACCAACAUCGCCGUGCGUCUGGAGCCCAAAGGCGGCACACAGCAUCUGAUGCUGGCCAACUGUCACUUUGAUACCGUGGCUAACAGUCCAGGUGCGAGUGACGAUGCCGUGAGCUGCGCAGUCAUGCUGGAAGUCCUCUACUCUCUGGCCAACCAGUCUACUCCUCUCCAGCACGGCGUCAUCUUCCUCUUUAAUGGCGCUGAGGAAAAUGUCCUGCAGGCUAGUCAUGGUUUUAUCACUCAGCACCCGUGGGCCAAACAGGUGAGAGCCUUCAUUAACCUCGAGGCUGCGGGCGUCGGGGGCAAGGAAGUGGUUUUUCAGACAGGUCCAGAGAAUCCAUGGCUGGUGCAGGCUUACGUCCACGCCGCCAAACACCCGUUUGCAUCUGUGGUGGGUCAGGAGGUCUUUCAGAGCGGCGUCAUUCCCUCCGACACGGAUUUCCGCAUCUAUAGGGACUUUGGUAACAUCCCAGGCAUCGACCUGGCCUUCAUCGAGAACGGUUUCAUCUACCACACCAAGUUCGACACGGCAGACAGAAUCCUCACCGACUCCAUUCAGAGAGCAGGUGACAACAUCCUGGCCGUCCUCAAGCAUCUACUUAUGUCUGAAAAGCUGGCCGACUCCUCGGAGUAUCGCCAUGGCAACAUGGUGUUCUUUGAUGUGCUCGGAGUGGCGGUGGUGGCUUACCCGGCACGUGUUGGCACCAUCAUCAACUACAUGGUCGCCCUGGCAACUUUCGUCUACCUGGCCAGGAAAGCCUCUCUGCCUGGAAACCGGGGUGGGCGUUAUGUUCGAGAUCUGACCUGUGCCACAGGCAUGGUGGUGCUCAGCUGGUUGGUCACCCUGCUGUCGGUCCUGAUCGUGGCUGUCCUGGUGACGCUGUUAGGUCGCUCCAUGUUCUGGUACAACCAUUUCUACGCCUCCGUCUGUCUCUACGGAGCCGCCGCCACAGGGAAGAUGGUGCUGGUGCACACGCUGGCCAAGAACCUCUACUAUGGGGGUGUGCGCUUGGUGGAGCUGGGAGACCUGUACUUUGACGUGAGCCUGCUGCUGUGGUGCUGCAGCCUGGUGUGGUUGACCCAGCGGGGCCUUUGCUCGGCGUACGUGCCCAUGCUCAUGGUGGCCUUCCCCCUGGCCACCAAACUGCUGCUCGCCAAGGAAUUUAAGAACAGAGGUGCGUCGUUUAAGUACAGCGUCCUCUACCUGCUCGGUCUGGCUUUGCCCUACCUGCACUUCAUGUUCCUCAUUUGGGUGGUGUUUGAGAUCUUCACUCCCAUCAUGGGACGCAGCGGCACCGAGAUUCCACCGGAAAUGGUCCUGGCUGCCAUGGUUACCAUUGGGACUAUAUUGAUCUCUUCCUUUUUCAUUCACUUCAUCUACCUGAUGCGAAGCACUAAGUGGAUCUUGGCGGGCCUGGCAUCCAUCUUUACGAUCAUGUUCCUGCUGGUGUCUUGCAGUCUCCUCUUUCCUUAUUCGGGAAGCCCCGACAGCCCACGGCCCAAGCGGGUCUUUUUGCAGCACACGACACGGACCUUCCAUGAUCUCCAGGGCCGAGUGGAGAGUCAGGACUCGGGUGUGUGGAUCAACAGCUUUGACUACACAGGCAUCCAGCACAUAACGCCGCACAUUCCCGAGAUCAAUGACAGCGUCCGCACAUACUGCCGCGAGGACCGCCCCUUUUGCGGCUACCCUUGGUUCCUGCCCGUCAAGUUCCUCAGCAAGAGGAACUGGUAUCUCCCUGCUCCUCAAGUGUCUCCUAGCUCUCCGGUGGAGUUCAGCCUGGUGUCCAAGGAGACGACGCCGUGGGGAACCAUUAAGAUGACCUUUGAUGUCAAAGGUCCAAGUCACAUGUCGCUUUACUUGAUGCCUCGUAGAGGAGCCAGCCUCACCUCAUGGUCCUUUGGCGACGGCAUGCCCCGGUUUGACGUGAGCGGAGAAUAUUUUGUCUUCUAUUCACAUGGCUUGGACGCGCCCACGUGGACCUUCUGGUUUGAAAUACAGCCGCCCAGCAAUCCGUCGGGCCCUGAGGGAAUUAUUUCAGUGGCCAUCUCUACUCACUAUUUCUUCGGUGAGGACCAGAGGACGCCUCAGCUGGAGGAAAUCCUGCACAGGUUCCCCUCUUGGGUUUUCCCUUCAUUUUGGGUCAGCACUUACGACAUGUACAGAUACUGAGGGCGCCGCCCAUUCUGCUGCUCCCUGAUCAGCUGAGAUGUGGAGGAACUGUAAAGUGGUUCUUGCUGCCUUGACACACAACCCCCCACCCACACAAACACACAUAUACACACCCUGAGAGACCCCCACCAUCACUGUGUCUAACCAAGCGAAGAAAUCGUCUCACUUUCUGGUCGGCGCAAAGACGUGGGGAGGGGGACGUCCUCUUUAUUUAUCUCAAAUCUGUGGUGCCUUUUUUUCACCAUCUUUCUCUUUCCCACCCUGCCCCCCCCCCCCCCCCCCUCUAUAUUUCUUACCGAGCACCCUCUGUUUGCACUCUCAUGCUAACAUGCUACCUCUCCUCUUCAUCAGCAAAAGCAUCCUUUCUUCCCUAACAACAACAAAAUAUCACCGCUAUCGGCACUGCAGUCUUCAGCCUCUAACUGGAAACCUUUUUUUUAUCCUCUAUCUACUACACCCUUCAUCCGUUAGCCUUUUGAUACUAGCAACAAAGCUAAUGGUUUGUGCACGAAGAAUCCAAUGGAGACAAUUGUGCCUGGAAGUUAAAACAAAAUAGAUUAAGCUGUGAAAUUCACAUGUUUUUGUUUGUUUUUUUGUUGUGAAAUAUCAGGCCUGUAAAUGUUCAGGUGAGAGAAACCAGCAAGGCAACAUCGGACAUUGUUGUUUAUCUUCAUAUGUCGUCCCGGUAACAGCGCAUCCGUGAAUAUCUUUAUAUACUAUGCUUUUUGCUCGGCAUGGGCAUCAUCAUAAUGAUAAAUAAUAAUACAAUUUUAUAGAUACUAAUCGUAACUGAGAAGUAGAUACCAUCCAUCCAUCCGUUUUCUAUGCCGCUUAUCCUCACUAGGGUUGCAGGUAUGCUGGAGCCUAUCCCAGCUAUCUUUGGGCAAGACUGGACUGGUCGCCAGCCAAUCACAGAAUUGAUUAUAUAUAUACUAUAAUCUGUAGUAAAUAUUGCCCCAAUAGUAAAACAUAUAUACAUAAUAAAUAGCAAUUCACUGAAAAUCCAAAUACAUUUUUAAAAUUGUUAAAAAUACCAUAGUUUGUAAUAGUUUGUUUCUCAGUUGAUAAAAUGAGUAAAAAUAUCCAAAAAGGUCAUGCCCAUCCCUAGUAUUUGAUAAUAUGCAUUGUUAUUCUUGCCUAAGUGGGCCACAUCAGCCGACACUGUACUGUCACUGACACUGUGUGCCACUUUAGUAGUAGUAGUAAUACUAAGUCAUGAGAUUACUGAACGCUGCUAUGAUUACUUCUUACUAUCAAAAAUAGCAUGUGACUUCCUCCGUCCUCGCCACCGAUCAGCCCACCCCCCCCCGGCCAUCAAUCACAUCUCACAUGACCGUCACUCAACGCAUCAGGAGAUUGUUUGCACUCACUUGAAACACUUUUCAAUGCUGAUUGUUGAAACUGCUGACGUGGGCCUCCUCAGUGUACAGGACAAAUACAUCACCCGGACAAAAGUAUUGGGACACCUGAUGUCAGAGUUUGCUGUUUAAGCUUAAUUGAUUAACACGUUUAAUCAAUGUGUGUCGCAACAUUUUCGUCCAUACAGCACAAAUUUGAUUGUUCUAAAUCCUUGCAACAGAAGGAGUACCCAUUCUGAUUGAGGAGCUGAUUACUAUAUUGCUAGAGUGGAACCUCCAAAGUCGGAACCACACUGACAGCCUAGCAGGAAAAUGCGAUAAUAACCAUAGAAGAGGAAUAAACACCAUUCGCAGCCGUUACGGUUUGAAGAUCGCUUCAAUAUAUUGCGGUUUCAUGUCUGAAGGACCACUGUACACUUACAGUGCAAUACCUGUAAAAUGCCACUAGGUGACGGUAUGACCCCUAAAAUAUCUUGUCAUGGCUGAGUACUGGUGGAGCUAAUAAAGGUUAUAUAAUGGUGACAUUUUGACCCCGGAACAGUCACUUUCACUUUGGAGGUUCCACUGUAUUUUUUUUGUAUAUUCUUUUCUUGUUACUGUAAAUGGCAAAAUAAAUGGUUAAAGUAUCAAGAGUGUAAGCAUAUUAGAUCUUUGUUAUCGAAAACAAGGGGUCUGAUAUAAAGUCGUAGCACCAUCAUCUUCACGGUUUAUCCACAAUAACAACACAAAUACUAAUAACUGUUGAUGAGAGCUAUCCUAGGCUACAUGUUGGAAAGUCUUAAAGCCUGUAAAAGUCAAAGCUAUUUGUUAUUUCUAUCCAAAAAGGUUUUAUGUGCUUGGUUUUAUUUUGUCGCCCUUUCACUCAUUCCUCCUACGAUAACUUUUUGAUACUUCUGUUUUUUGAAUUUUAAAUACUGACCAUGUUUUUUUUGUUGUUUUUUUGAGUGUGUAAUGGAUUUGACACUUUACCUCUAACUGCUGUUUGUGUUUGGUUUCUUAAAAUAAAAAAAAUGCAGUUUUGAAUUGAGUUGCUAUGGACUGUUGCGACCUGGAUUGUGGAUUUAAUACUUCAUUGAUUUUACAUGAUGAUAAAGCUUGAAAGAAAUGAGCACUUCUAAUUAAAAAAAUGCUUAUUAUA